AUGUUCCAUAGGGGCCCGGUUGGAAUUGAUAACGACUUUGUUGUCAAGACGGUGCACAGGAAAGCUGCAGUUGGCUCUAGUGAUGAGCUACAUUCUUGGAUGGUUGUUCGUCACACGGCUCCUGGAGGUUACUGUUUGCAAGAGGGAGAUCUCGUUAAACUAGGACGAUACCAAAUGAGAGUCAAACAAAUCAUAUUGGACGAUGGUGCGUGUGAAGUCGCAUCGAGGGUAUGUCGCUCGGAAUCAGCAGAGACAUGCAUGGGCACUGAAGACGAAGGCGAGGAAGAUGCCUGGCCGUCGUUGGACCUCGCGGAGACGUACAGACAGAGAAAGCGUCAAUCGAGUCAUUCAUUUCGUAGAAGUUCUCGGGCGUUGUCUAGAGGUAGCGAAAGCGUCGUGUCACGUCGUCCAUCUAGGACAGUUAGCCAGGACGAGAUUGAGCUCUCUAGUGCUAAAUCGAGUCUGGCAGUUGUCCCCGCGGUGGGAGGCGGUAGUGAAGAUGCUAAGAAACUCGUAUGUAAAAUUUGCCUAAUGGAAGGUGCUGAGGAUGAUGAUCCGAUGAUCGCGCCCUGUAGUUGCAGUGGGAGUAUCCGAUACGUUCACCUCUCCUGCCUGCGUCGGUGGAUCAAUGGGCGACUAGAGCUUCCUGAUGAAACUGAUAUACCAUCAUCUUGUCACUUUUUCUACAAGCAGUUAUCUUGCGAACUGUGCAAACAGCUUUACCCUACAUAUAUUAAACUACCCGGCUGUGAAACUGUGACCAGCUUGGUAGAAGUACCACAACUUCGGGCGCCGCUGGUCGUGUUGGAGUCGCUUGCUAGUAACGAAGAAAAUGCUGAUUCGUCAUCGAUGUCGUCAACCUCUCCUCUCACUCCAUCGGGGCUGCACAUUAUCAGUUUAGCUGAUAGUAGUCCGGUCGUGUUGGGAAGAGGCCACGAGAGUCAAGUUCGAAUCACUGAUGUGUCCAUUUCUCGUAAGCAUGCGAGCCUUCGUUAUGAAAACGGUCAUGUUUGGAUACAGGAUUUGAUGUCAAAAUUCGGCACGCUGGUGGCCGUACGAGGCGGAGAAGUUCCUCUGUCGGCCGAUGGGGCUCCGACGGCUAUUCAGGUCGGCCGGACUCUCUUCUCACUAUCGUGCAUACCAUCAGUCAAGUUACCGGCGAGUUUCGAUGUUGACGACGCAAAAGAUUCCGUCGCAUCGGAGCAUCUCGGUAACGUCCCUCGAGAGUCUUCACUUUCAUCACCAUCGUUUCUAUCAAGUCACUCCAUGAAUAAUGAUGAUCAUCAUCGCAAUGAAGAACAGCGCAGUUUUCUAUCAUCGCUCCGUCGUACUACCUCAAACGCCUGGUACGUCACCAUGGAGAGCCGCAACCACUCGUCGUGAAUCAACUGUCAAUUCUCUUCUAUGACGGUUACUUUAAUUAUCAAUCAUAACACCAUCAUUAUUUAUUGUACAUCGUUUCGUCAAGUUUACAAUACUUUCACCGCCAUUUUGAGCUCUCACCGUGUCAGCCGUCUUGGUCGACUUGUCGCGGGUUCUGUAUCGUUGACGGGUGCCGCUUUGUAUUUUUCGCUAUGGGAUGCAGUUCUUGCUGCUUGCCUGCGUAUGUGUAUAAUUUCGUGGCGCGCGGUCAUGUGAGAGGCGACUAGUAAUAUUAGUAGUAAUUUUAUAUGGUGGCUCUAGCCGGUGUUGUGUGUGGGCGUAUGCUCCUAAACUAAGAGGCCUGAGAACGCGCUCUCCACAUCGGCAAGUGAAAAACACUGAGUAUGUUCAUAAUACUUUUGUUCCUCAUAGUAGCACAGCUGUUAUUCAUAGUGGUGGUGGUUGUUGUUGUUAAGAAUCUGUAUGCGGUUCCAUCGCGCUGUGGUUGUAGAGCAGCAGCAGCAGGCUCGAUGAAGACGAUGUGGUGAUGGUGUGGUAUGAGUUGUCUUAGUGAUAGCAGCAGUAUAUUACUUAGUGAAGGCAUUCUGUUUAUUCUGGCCGUUGAGGUCGGUGGACAAUGUGAAUGUUCCUCGCGUGGUUGGUACUGUUUGACGAGCUGAUCGUUUCACAUUCAAUUGGAAAAUUGA
Molecule: messenger RNA, 2069 nt
Organism: Perkinsus marinus ATCC 50983
Lineage: Eukaryota; Perkinsozoa; Perkinsida; Perkinsidae
Product: membrane associated RING finger, putative
Exons: 15
Coding region: 1-1383 (460 amino acids)
Molecular function (GO): zinc ion binding; protein binding
Source: RefSeq, a predicted model, not a curated record